CUACAGCAACAAAAAAAGAGCUUAAAGAACACUAUGAACGAGCACUCUUAUACGAUAAGAAACUACCUGCAGAUGAAACAUGGGUUAUUCAUUUUACCUGUGAAGAAAAUGCCAUUUCGGAACCUUGCUGGCCCACCAAAUCUCAACUGCAAAGGGGUCUUAGAGUAGUAUACCUUUGGCACGACCUCGAUUUUACAAAAAUCCGUAUUACUGCAUGUGAUUCCAAAGUAAUCGGUCCAGAUAAUUCGCCCAAAGCUAAUGACUAUGAUGAUCCCAUGCCUUCGUCAAUGGAGAAAGGAACUAAUGAAGUUCAGACAGACUAUGAUAGUGAUUGUAGCCACGACAAUGAUUCUGAAGAAGACGUAUCAUUUUCUGAUAAUGAUAAGAUAAAUGAUAUAGACACGAUGGUUUCUGAUGACAAAGAAGAUGCAGGUUAUUACUAUGAUUUAAGAACUGGUAAUGUAGCUUAUAAAAAAUCGAUUAGCGUAUAUUAG
Molecule: messenger RNA, 494 nt
Organism: Racocetra fulgida
Lineage: Eukaryota; Fungi; Glomeromycota; Glomeromycetes; Diversisporales; Gigasporaceae
Source: the annotation of a GenBank genome assembly